AUGCUUCGUGGAGUUGCAAUUCUUGGCACGGCCCCUGCGAGUGGCACGGAGGAGGAAGCCGGUGCUGGGCCUUGCAUCCAAACCCUGGCUGUGCUGCCAAGGGAGGAGCUGUCCAAAGAUGAUCAGGAGCUUCUCGGCAAGCUUCCCAAGGCUUUGCUUCAUCGGGGGACUGGCACGACCUGGAAGACGCUGUGCGCUACCAUGCGAUGCUUUUGCACAGUGGUGGCUGAUUUAGACGCGCGGUACUACGUGGCUGCCCUGCGCAUGUGCUUGGGGCAAGAUCCAGAGGAGGAGGUGUGUGCCUGCUUCUGGUCCCUCCAUCCUGAGGUGAUAAGUGCGACAUUUGUGAAGAGCCUGGCCAGCUUAACGGCGACCGCAAUUCAGCCCGGCAAGAUCGCGCACGAUCCGGAAUAUUUGGCUCAGCUAUGGGCGUGGCUUGUGCGUGAGGUCCCGCUGCCGCCCCCGACGUGUUCCCUGCGCCUCCGCGCGAAAGCGUCCGUGGCUCUGGCGAUUGGCGCCUCUGGGCCGAGUGGCUGCUUGCCGGUGCCUCACGUUCCUUUGAGCUGUUUGGUUCAGCGGCUGAGCCUCUCCUCGCUGUUGCUUCUAUUCCGGCUGGCUUUGCUGGAGCGGAAGGUGGUGAUGCGCUCCUCCUCUGCGUUCACUCUGACGGCCUGUGGUGAGGGCAUCUCUUCCCUGCUUCUUUUCCCGUUCCGCUGGCAGCACUCCUACCUGCCGGUGGCGCCUGUGCAGCGGGAGUACCUGCAGCAGAAAGGCCCCUACAUACUGGGGCUGCAGCGCGAAGUGCUUGAGCUCGGCGGCGCAGCCCUGACGGCACUGCCCUCCAGCGAGGACUCGCAUGCUUUUUCGGUUUUUGACCUGGACGCGGGCGAAGUGGAGACAGAAGCAGCCUUUGCCAGGCUCCCAGAGCUCCCAAGCAGCGUCCGGCAGAAGCUGCGGGCGGGCCUCAGCCGUUUGAUGGCGAACAGCGGCUUAGAUCUGGGCACGUCACCCGCGCGACUGGGCGAAGGGGACCCGACCUUCGACCGAGAGGUGCAGAAGGUCUUCUUCCACUCUCUCGCGCCGCUCGUGACGGACCUGCGAGAGUUCUACACACCUCCACAGGACGGCGCCAGCCUCGGGAGCUUCGACGUGCAUGGCUACGUCCACAGCCGGGAGCCGGAGGCCCAGAUCUUUGCACGGGCGCUAUCGCAGACCGUCGCCUUUCGGGAGCUUCUCCAAGAGACCAUUGGCCUGGCUCGUGGUGACUCUCGCCUGGAGAGGGCCUUAGUCCAGGAGCAACUCCAGCCUUCUUUCGCGGAGCAAGGCGAUCCUGCAACGGCGCCGGGAGGGCCGUCUGCAGACCGGCCAACGGAUUCGUUUCAUUCUGUGGCCCGGUCCAGCUUCGCAAGCUGUCCUCCCGAUGUGCCAGAGAGCGCGCCGUGCCUGACAGGCGAAGCAGCAGUUCUCCUCGGCGAGAAACAACGUUGCGCUCAGUCCAUCGAGUUGCAGCUGUGCUUCGUGCCCCACGGUGGAGGGACGACUGAGGGCACAACCCUCCCGGUCGCUGCCGCUAGCAAGGGCACGAAGGUGGCCAGCUGGCAAAGGAGUCAGUGCACCGAAAGAAGCUGCGAAAGCGGUGCUGGGGAGGUCCAAGGCAGUUCCUCCCUGGUGAAGGCCGUCGUGGCUGCGGUGGAGGCUCAAGCGCAGCAGGCCGGCCUCUUCGGACAAGGGCUUGACUGGGCGGCAGGGCUGCGUGCAGCCCUGGCCUGGCCAGAAGCCCAGGGCAGGCCAAGGAUGCUUGAGAAGCAGCGAGACUUGCUCGACCAAUAUCUGGAUCGCCUGGCGGCUGGUGAAGAUCCUUCCUCCUCGGCUCGACUGCUGGCUGCUGUUCCUGCAGUGAAGCAGGCAGUGUCCAUGUGCAACGUGCUCCCCACCUGCUUUGCGCAUCUGGGUGUGGAUCAGAGCUCUGUGGUGGAACGCCUCGAGGAGAUGGGACGAGACAGGGACCCCUUGGCUGAGUUCGAGGAUGUUGAGGCCGGGGAGUUGCCCGUCCUGAAUCUGCUGAAUCGCUGCCUCAAGACGCCUCGUCACCCUUGCUUGGUGGCCGUGGACCUCCUUCGGCGUGCAUUCAUGUGCGUGCGCACCGUGCAGGCAGAGAAUCUGCAGCAAGAGACCGCACCACGACACACGGCAACCGAAGGCAACAUGAAGCGUGUACGCUUCUCGCGUACUGCGACUGGCAUCAGCGUGGCACCUUCAGAGGAUGGUUCGCCGGAGCACUUGUCUCCGUUGGCAGGUCCAGGACGUAGGGCGCGGCGCAGCACCACCUUGGCUUCCUUAUCUGUGAGCCCCUCGCGUGCUGGCACGCGGUCCCCCAUCUCGAUGUCGCCCGAAAGAUCACGGAAGCCGGGCCGGAGCAGCGAUCCGAAUGUACUGACCUCGCGCAGCCCCGCUCCCACGAGCCCCUUAAGUCCCUCUCGUCCAAUUGGCGAAGCCUGCGAGCUUUCGCCGGCUGUGGUGGAGCUACGAAAGCGCUUCGGUGAGCUCCAGGCAUGCCAGCCGGCGGAUUUAACUCACGAGGAGAAACUGGCAUUCUGGCUGAAUGUGCUGAACGCCUCGACGCUGGCAUGGCUGUGUGUGGUGGGCGUACGAAGCCUUCACAGCAACCUCUUCCCGAUGCACGUUUGGACCAGCUUCUUGCAGCGGAGCCUCGUCAAUGUCGGUGGGCAGGAGUUCAGCCUUUUCGAGAUGGAGCAUACCAUCCUUCGUGCAUGCUCACGGGCACCUAAACUGGGCUGGUUUCUGCAGUGCCAGAAAGGCUUCAAAGCUGGAGAUCCAAAGGCCGACAUGGCGCUGGGACAGCCCGCGCCAGAAGUGAGCUUCGGGAUCUCCUAUCCCUUCCGAUUCGGCUGCCCGCCGCUGCGCAUCUACCAUGCGGGUCUCGUGCGCGAGCAGCUGCUUCUCAACUGCGGGCAGUACUUGGUGGACUCAUUGACGGUGGAAGACCUGCCGAAACGUCGGGUGACCUUGCCACCACUGCUGAAGUACUAUGGCCACGACUUCGGCAGCUCAACGAGCCUCACUGCCUUUGUCCAGUCGGCGCUGGAGGCGACACCGGGUGCUCUCGACCGCCUCUCCAUGUAUGGUGCUGUGAGCACCCGAGACGAGAAGCUUGGUUGCGUCGCCCCGUCCUUGGCCGUGAGCCUCGAGCGCUUGCGCGAGUCGGGCAGCUUCGCCAACGUGUCCGCUGCUUUCGCCGAGUUCGACUGGCGCCUGGACGUGCCCAAGGCCACCUGCUUCGGGCGCCGCGCAGAGGCCCCUAGCUGCGCAGCAUUGGAGGCACUUCUACACCAGGGCUGUGGAGUCGGUGGAGGGUUCCAGGACAUCCCAUGCCUCUCUUGGACUCUGAAGCCUGUGCUCAAAGAGGUCCGUGUGGUACCACCCCCAGGGAGACCAGGUGCUGAUCGUCCGGACCAAGCCAGGCACCGCCGCUAUGUCACGGAGGGCUAG
Symbiodinium natans is the source of this 3510-nucleotide messenger RNA. NCBI's taxonomy places the organism in Eukaryota, Dinophyceae, Suessiales, Symbiodiniaceae. The record is from the annotation of a GenBank genome assembly.